Messenger RNA from Haliotis rufescens (red abalone), 744 nucleotides. RefSeq names its product sex-determining protein fem-1-like. The record is from RefSeq and is a predicted model, not a curated record. The coding region runs from base 193 to 675 and encodes 160 amino acids. Lineage: Eukaryota; Metazoa; Mollusca; Gastropoda; Lepetellida; Haliotidae. Gene Ontology annotation, molecular function: protein binding. The transcript is spliced from 3 exons.
AAUAGCUAGAGCGUGUGAUGUUUCCUCAGUGUGUAUACACUGGGACGAGGAGGUGUGCCUGGCUCAGUGUACGGCGCAGGACGUUGGAGGACAGACUACACUGACAGUGUUCUUGAUCGUGACACAUCGGUGAAACAAAGGAAUUUAACCUUGUCGGGUGAAGCUGAACCAGGAGUCUCACAGACUGAUACGAUGCAUCAGGGAGAAGACCACGCAGCGCCCCAGGGAGCCGCACGUCCAGUCACCAUACCUGACAAUUUCCAAUCUUUUGUUGCGGCCUGUCGCUGGGGUCACCUAGCUAUAAUCAGGUCCGCCGUGAAUGCUAGUGUGGUGGACGUGAACCGCCAUGGACUGAACGGGACGACACCGCUUAUAGAGGCAGCAGGGAGUGGACACUUAGAAGUCAUGAAGUUCCUUAUGGAUAAAGGAGCCGAUCCGAGACAGGUGGAAGGUACAGGUCGAAACAUUCUUCACGUGGCCAGCAUGAGAGGAGAUGUGCAGAUGUUGACCUAUAUCCUUGAAAAUGCCACAACAAUCCACAUCGAAACCACAACCGACGAGGGGAUGACAGCACUCGACUGGGCGCAGUACUGGGAGAGAGAGGAAGUGAAGACCCUCCUGUUGAACCGUGGCGCUCUACCAAGCUCUGUUAAAUCGUUUUCAGAAUUAUUAUAAGGAUUAAUUAAUUAACGUCCUGCGAGACCUUUUAGGACUCAUAAUAAAAUAAAACUUGGUAAAAUUGUU